AUGAAUGUGAUAACUACAUUUAUCAUAUCAUUUAUAGUAUUGCUACUACUUGUCAUUGGCAGUUGUAGUAGUAGUGAUAGUGCAGUCGUUGGAGCACAAAAGAGUGGUAGCAAUGUUAGUGGAUAUGUAAGGAACCCAAUACUAAGAUUCUCGAGAACACUAUUGACACCAGACUCUACAAGAGAUCAACUUAAAUGUGUUGGAGGUACUGCUAGAUCAUCUCCACAAGAAGAACCUCCUUAUAUAUUCUGUAUAGUUGAUAGAUUAGAUAUUUAUGAUAAGAAUGCAACAUUUGUUUGUCAGAAUCCUGUAACAGCCAAUCAAGUUACAUUAUACAAUUAUAAGGUUUAUUGUGAAAAGGAUCCAAAUGAUCCUACUGACUACACAUUUGGUGAUGAUCAUCCUUGUUAUGCAGAAUUUCAUAUGGAUUGGGUUCAAGGAAGCAAAUUAAAAGUGUUGGGAUGGGGAACUCUUGGAGUUUUAUUCUUUUAUCUAUUGUUGAAUAGAAAUCAAAAUACAUAUUAUCAACAAAUCAAUAAUCCAAUGUCAUUUCCAAGAGAAGCAUCAAACCCAAAAUAUUCCAUCAACUAA
This is a messenger RNA of Cavenderia fasciculata, 591 nucleotides long. RefSeq lists its product as uncharacterized. Bases 1 to 591 code for a protein of 196 amino acids. NCBI's taxonomy places the organism in Eukaryota, Evosea, Eumycetozoa, Acytosteliales, Cavenderiaceae. The record is from RefSeq and is a predicted model, not a curated record. The transcript has 6 exons.